UUGGAAAGUCGCAUUGUGGCAAAAAUGUAUUUGGGCAUUAUUUCUGCACUUUCAAAGAUAACACUUAAAAUGGAGCCGUAACAGAAGUGCAGAUUUCUGUGUUUCUCACAACAAACUUGCUCUGGUCCAUUCCAGAUCUAGAACGACGCCUUCCCUGAGCAUGGGCUGCCCCCCACCCACUGCCCCGGUACACUGACAGGCACUUCUGGGGACACCACGUCCACGUGCUCCGGCUCAGCCCAGACCCGUCCUUGUGAUUCUUCUCACAAAGCCCUUGAGAUGAGAACUAUUUGCUGUGCUGCUUUGAGCCCGUGGUUGGAUUUCAGACACCAGCUAGCAAACAGAAAAGGCAGGGAGGUGCCUCUCCUAACCUUUGAGAUCAAACAGGCAGGGUGCUGUGUACUCCAUUUGUUUAAGAACCUGGCUCCGGGGAGAAUAGGGGUUCUAAGGUUGUCUGGGUCCUGUGGGAAUGUGGGGUCAGUGUAGAGAGCUUUCCACAGAGCUGGGGAGAUAAGCCAGGACCCAGAUUGCUGAUGAGCCCAUGAACUCUGCGUUUGAAGCUCCUAGGUUUCAAAACCAGAGGCCACAGGAGACCUUCUGCCCUAAGAGGAAGCCGCAGGGCCCAGCUGCACCCUGAGUUUGGAGUACCCCGCUUCCCUCUUACUUGUUUGGUACACCCCUUGGUGUUCCUCAAGACCCAGCUGAGAUGUGACCUUCUCCAGGAAGCCUUCCUGAGUCUCCUCAGGGCUCAUGAAAGGAGAGCAGCAUGAGGAGCAGGGGCUGGGCCCCGACCCUGCGGCACCCCCGCAGCCCAAAGAGGAGGAGGAGGCCCUGAUCGAGUUCCACCGCUCCUACCGAGACCUCUUCCAGUUCUUCUGCAGCAACACCACCAUCCACGGUGCCAUCCGCCUGGUGUGCUCCCAGCACAACCGCAUGAAGACGGCCUUCUGGGCUGUGCUCUGGCUCUGUGCCUUCGGCAUGAUGUACUGGCAGUUCGGCCAGCUGUUCGGGGAGUACUUCAGCUACCCCGUCAGCCUCAACAUCAACCUCAACUCGGACAAGCUCGUCUUCCCCGCCGUCACCAUCUGCACCCUCAAUCCCUACAGGUACACGCAAAUUAAAGAGGAGCUGGAGGAGCUGGACCGCAUCACAGAGCAGACGCUCUACGACCUGUACAAAUACAACUCCUCCAGCACCCUGGGGACCCACCCCCGCGGUCGUCGCGACUUGCGGGAGCCCUGGCCGCACCCCCUGCAGCGCCUGUGGGCCCCGGCCCCGCCCCCCGGGGCCCGCGGAGUCCGCAGCGCCGCCUCCAGCGUGCGGGACAAUAACCCCCAAGUGAACAGGAAGGACUGGAAGGUCGGCUUCCAGUUGUGCAACCGGAACAAAUCGGACUGCUUUUACCAGACGUACUCGUCAGGGGUGGAUGCAGUGAGGGAGUGGUACCGUUUCCACUACAUCAACAUUCUUUCUCGACUGCGGGACACUUCUCCAUCCUCAGAGGAGGACAUGCUGGACAACUUCAUCUUUGCCUGUCGCUUCAACCAGGCCUCCUGCAAUCAGGCGAAUUACUCCCACUUUCACGACCCGAUAUAUGGGAACUGCUACACUUUCAAUGGCAAGAACAACUCUAACCUCUGGAUGUCUUCCAUGCCUGGGAUCAAAAAUGGUCUGUCCCUGACGCUGCGCACAGAGCAGAAUGACUUCAUCCCGCUGCUGUCCACAGUGACCGGGGCCAGGGUAAUGGUGCACGGGCAGGAUGAGCCUGCCUUCAUGGACGAUGGCGGCUUUAACUUGAGGCCUGGUGUGGAGACCUCCAUCAGUAUGAGGAAGGAAGCCCUGGACAGACUUGGGGGCGACUAUGGUGACUGUACCAAGAAUGGCAGUGAAGUCCCCGUGGAGAACCUUUAUGUUACCAAGUAUACACAGCAGGUGUGUAUCCACUCCUGCUUCCAGGACAGCAUGAUCAAGGAGUGUGGCUGUGCCUACAUCUUCUAUCCGUUGCCCAAGAACGCGGAGUUCUGUGACUACAGGAAGCAUAAUUCCUGGGGUUACUGUUACUAUAAGCUCCAGGAUGCCUUUUCCUCAGACCGCCUGGGGUGUUUCACCAAGUGCCGGAAGCCGUGCAGUGUGACCAGCUACCAGCUCUCUGCUGGUUACUCACGAUGGCCCUCAGUGACAUCCCAGGACUGGAUCUUCCAGAUGCUAUCCCGACAGAACAAUUAUACUAUCAACAACAAAAGAAAUGGGGUCGCCAAACUCAACAUCUUCUUCAAGGAGCUGAACUACAAAACCAAUUCUGAGUCUCCCUCUGUCACGAUGGCCACUCUCCUGUCCAACCUGGGCAGCCAGUGGAGCCUGUGGUUCGGCUCCUCGGUGCUGUCUGUGGUGGAGAUGGCUGAACUCAUCUUUGACCUCCUGGUCAUCACGUUCCUCAUGCUGCUCCGGAGGUUCCGAAGCCGAUACUGGUCUCCAGGCCGAGGGGGCAGGGGUGCCCAGGAAGUGGCCUCCACUCCAGCUUCCUCCCUCCCGUCCCAUUUCUGCCCCCACUCCACAUCCCCACCAGGCCCUGCUACCUCCCCGGCCUUGAUGGCCCCUCCGCCUGCCUAUGCCACUCUGGGUCCCUGCCCAUCUCCAUCCAACUUGGUGGAGGCCAGCUCCUCUGCCUAUACUCUGGGGGAGCCUUGAGAGGGAAGGAAAGUGCCCUCCCCUCCCAAGGCAGGCGCUUCCCCUGGUGGGAGGGGAGCAGGCUUGGCAGGAUUAAAGAAUGUCUUGGGACUUCCUCUCA
Messenger RNA from Felis catus (domestic cat), 2788 nucleotides. RefSeq names its product sodium channel epithelial 1 subunit alpha (gene SCNN1A). The coding region runs from base 751 to 2688 and encodes 645 amino acids. The transcript has 14 exons. Lineage: Eukaryota; Metazoa; Chordata; Mammalia; Carnivora; Felidae. The record is from RefSeq and is a predicted model, not a curated record. Gene Ontology annotation, molecular function: ligand-gated sodium channel activity. Gene Ontology annotation, biological process: sodium ion transmembrane transport. Gene Ontology annotation, cellular component: membrane.